UGAAGCGGAAAAAAAGUGCGAGAGAGAGGGUGAGAGAAAGAAAGAAAAAAAAACCCCACGGCUCGCGUCGUUCACGUCAAAGAUCCGGCUCUAAGAGCCAUUUCGUUCGCGACCGACACAUCACUACAGCAUUGACCGCACUCACUCUCGCACUGAAGUGGUCAGAAGACUGAGCACUUGACCCCAUUUUCGCUCUUAUUCACCCAAUCAUCAACUUUACUGUUGUCAAAAUAUCUUGUGGAUCUUUGCUCCACUUCCCACCUGCUUUCAGCGCUUGUUUGUAAAAGUCAGUGGCUCUCUCAGUCUGAGCAGAGAAACAUCUGGAAACAUCUGGAAAAGCUGGACUGAAAGGACUACAGACCAACGGUUCUAAGAGCCACAGACGUGUUACCAUGUGAGCAAGUGUCUCCUGGUCACGGGUUCAUUCCGCUCAGGAUCAUUCAGUUGCUUUCAACUUCCUUCCAGAUGUCAGCAGAUCUCUCAGUCCCAGCAGUAGUUUGACAGUCCUCGUAGCAGCAGAGUGCACGAAACUACAAGGUGAUUCAAACUCUCAGAUAGUAAGGAGCAGACGGCUGAGUUUAUUAAACUCCACGAGACAGCGGUGACGCAAAUCUGAAGGCUAGACCGUCCCAUUUCAUAGCCUCGCACUUCUGGAGAAGCCAUGCCUCGUAAGGACAUGAGGAAACCGCAACAAAAGGAGCUGCGUGAGGCUAAAGGCAGUGGACUCCUCAGCAGCUGGGUUAAAAGGAGCACAGUCUCAGAUCAGCACAGCCCUGCCCUCCAGCACCAGCAGCAGCAGCAGCAGCAGCAGCAGCAACUCCUCAACAGCAACAUUGUACCCCAUCAGGACAGUUCUGGUGGUAGCAGGGGGAGAGUGAAACCGGAGCUAGAGGAAGCUACAGUCUCUCAGGACCCACAUAAACAUGAAUUUACAGUGGAAUUCGGUUCAGAGAAAUACAACAUUGACUGUGAGCGACCUUGCACAGUGCUGAAGGCCAUAAAAUCUAAAGCAAUAUAUAAGAAGACGGUUAAGUGUACAGAUGAAUAUGUUAUCAUUCGGAGGGGUACAGGAGAUGACGAAUCAAUUGUUCCAACACAUUUUCCUUGUUCUUGUAUCAGUGAUGGUGAACUCCUAAGCAUAUCAAGUAUAAAUAAUAAACAGGUAGGGGAGACUAAAGACGUCAGAGAUAUACGUCCAAAAGAUUCCUAUUCUGUCUUUUACAUUGAUACAACAGGAGGAAAAAACCUAAAACCAAACAAGCAUCUCAAAUUCACAAUACUAAAUCAGUUCAAGUAUCUUUGUGUUUACGGAGAGAAGGGGAUAACUGUGGAAGAGGCUCUGAAAAGAGAUGGCCGCUUCACUGAUGACCUUGGCUCCUUUGAGCUGAUCAACAUCACUGACAAAUGUAAGACUGAGUGCACAGACAAAAUUGAUAGACUGGACGAGAAGAAAUUCCAGAUACGUCGUCUACAGAAAGCUAAUGCAGAAACAACAACAGAUGUAAAUCAAGUAGCCAUCCCUGGGCAACAGAAACUGCAGAAUCCUCCACAUGCAUCAAAUAAUGCACAGCGCACAAGAGAAACAAGAUCAGUCUUAGGUGUAGCACAGCAGAAGGGAAUCAGUAUAAAAACAGCAGCGAAAGAAACAAACAGCAGCAUUGACCCUAAGGAGGUUUAUAAGCUACUGCGUAAGCAGUUUCCACGUCUGAAACAAUGGAUGGAAAGUAGAUUCCCUGACAAUUCUUUCCAGGAAACACUGAAACUGAGGAAGGAGAACUUUGGAAAAAUCCAACAGUCUUUUAGUGAAAUUCACAAAGUCAGGUUGCUGCUAGAGCUGAGUGAGUCAGUUUGUUUCAUAACUGGUUCCUUCAUAAAGCAGGGCACAGGUUUUGUGCUAUUUGACAACUAUGUCUUGACGAAUGCCCACUUAUUCAAAUACUAUAUUGACUCAAAAUUACCUAAUUGGCAUGAAAUUGCAAAUGUUACAGUUGUCUUUAACUUCGAAACACAAGAGUUUAAAGAAAUGAACAAGAUUAAUGCCAAGGUGUUUGUUGGCGACGCUGAAUUAGAUUACAUCAUACUUAAGCUAGAAAAAACUGAAGCGCCGCUAGAAACAGAGAGCCAGGUUCCACCAGGGCUCCUCAAGAGAUUUGGACCUGUACCUUUAGAUGGUGAGGCCUGUGUUGUUGGACACCCAGGAGAAGGAGUGAAAAAAAUGGAUCCUACAUGUGUCAUUGAGAAAGACAAACGAGAGGAGGCUGUUAACAAAAAUUUAGAGGACUACAAGGAAUAUUUCAUCACUCUUUAUGCAAUCAAUCAGGCGAUCAAAAAUGACCCAUAUGAAAAUAUCUAUGUGACCUACAACACUUUCAUGUAUCACGGCUCUUCUGGCUCCCCAGUAUUUGAUGCUACUGGACAAGUGUUUGGUUUGCACAGUGGGGGAUUUUUCUACGGGUUUCCAAAAACUAAACAGAGUGUGAUUGAGUAUUCCUUUCCUCUGCUCACUAUAUUUGAAAACUUUGUGGGUAUUCUGAAGAAAAAGGGGAAUGAGAAUCUGUUGGCAAGAGUUGAGAAGGAGGCAAAGGGAAAUCAAUACCUAGAAAACAUUAUUGCGUCUGUUGUGGGGUCAAAUCAAGACAUGCCUGAGGCUUUGGAAGAAUGCUCAGAUAAAAUGGAGUGUGACUGAAAUGCUCGAGGCUGAGCUUAGGUAGGUAGCCAGAUCUAAAAAUUCUCCAGCAAGAGGGAAAACAUAGGCCCGAGGAGCCGAGGGUAAUACAGCACAUUCUGAGGAGGCAAUGGACAUCAGUUAGGCAAGAGUCAAAGCACAUAUGGCUGUAUAGAGACAAACUGAUCACAGUAAUUAGUUUGCCUGCCUGAAGAUCUGCCUUCUGUUUUAUAUAGACCAUAGUUGAACUUUUAUUUUGAAUUCUGUUUAGCUUUUAGUAUGCUGUUUACUUAUUUCAAUUUGGUUUGUAGUGUCAGUUGUUGUUGUUGUUAUUAUUAUUAUUAUAAUCAUCAUUAUUAUCAUUGUCAUCAAUAUUACUCGGGGGGUUGACUUAGACAUAGACUUCUCAAGUCUUGAUAACCAGGUUGAAAAAUGUAGCCAUUUUGGCAAAGACUUAAACUGAGGACAAAUUGUUUAAUUUUUACUUUAAUGUAUGUACAGUUGUUGUUUUUUUUUCUUUUUUUUUUCAAAGUGCAUUUCGUGUUGUUAUUUCAGUUAUCAAGAUGUUUUUUUUCAGAUUAAUUUUACUUUCUUAUAAUAACCUUAAAACCGGCUCAAUAAAUUUAACUUUGUCAUCACAAAAAAUUUAAAUAGUAAAUAGUUUUUUUUAUGAGCCUUUAAUUCUUAAUUCUUAAUGCUUGUAACCUGAUUGGUAUGUAUUCAAGUGAAGUUCGACUUAAUGCUUUAUUAAAAUCUACUUGGAUAAAUAUUCUGUUCUGAUGUUGGACAGUAUUCAUUAUUUGUUAUGUUUGCUUUAGUUUGUAUUAACGAGGAAAAUUAAUGUUUUUGUGAAGAUUUUGGUUGUUAAUAAAUGAGAAGUGAAGCAACACAG
Oreochromis aureus is the source of this 3557-nucleotide messenger RNA. Its product is annotated as serine protease FAM111A-like. Bases 662 to 2686 code for a protein of 674 amino acids. The transcript is spliced from 9 exons. The record is from RefSeq and is a predicted model, not a curated record. Lineage: Eukaryota; Metazoa; Chordata; Actinopteri; Cichliformes; Cichlidae.